AUGGUGGUUCAUCAUCAUCAUCAUAAUCAACCUCAACACUCAUUUAUUCAAAGAUUCAAAGACAUAGUUCAUCAAUACCCAAAUAAUGUAGCAUUACAUCAAUCAUCAUUAACAUCUAGUAAUAGUAGUAGUAGUAAUAGUAGUAGUGAUGAUAUUAAAUUAACAUACCAAGAAUUAGAUAAACAAUCAUCAUUGUUACAAUCAAUCAUCAUUGAUCAUAUCGUCAAGGACAAUAAUAAUAAUAAUAAUGAUAAUAAUAAUAAUGUAAUAGGAGUAUUAAGUGAACCAUCAAUUGAUUUAAUUGUAUCACUACUUGCUAUUUUAAAGACAAGUCUACAUCCUAAAUACCAAUCCAUCUAUCUACCUUUGGAUGCUACCAGUCUGCCAAAUGAUCGUUUAUCAUACAUUAUAUCAAAUUCAAAUUGUUCAAUUAUACUUGUACAACAUCAAUAUCAUCAUCUGUCAGAAUCAUCAUCAAUAUUUAUCAAUAAUGAAAUAUUAAAUAUAUCAUCUUCAUCCUCUUCUUCACCAAUCGAUAAAAAGAUACUAUGUAUUGAUUGUUUAUUAAAACAACAACAACAAUUCAAUGUAAAUGAAUUAUCAUCAUUGUCAUUAUUGGAUACAACAACAACAACAAGUUCAUUGUUGUUGGAUAGACCGGCAUAUUUAAUUUAUACAUCUGGUAGUACUGGAUUACCAAAAGGAGUUUUAGUAUCACAUAGAGGUAUAGAUAACUUUAUUCAAGAGCAAAUAAGACAGUUUCAAUUGUCACCUGGUGAUAGGUUACUACAGUCACUGCCAAUAUGCUUUGAUGCUAGUUUGUCAGAGAUUGGAACAACGUUGCUAUCGGGGUCGACACUCAUCAUCCCACGAUCACCAAAGGAUAUGGCCAUGGUACGUGCAUCAACCGAUACAUUGUUACAAUGUAUUCAAGACAUGUCUGUCACAUGUAUUAUGCUUGCACCUUCACUACUGUCACAUCUAUCACCCGACCCAAACAAACUAUCAACUCUUAAAACUAUAGUGAUUGGAGGUGAGAUAUGUCCACUUCACGUCAUCCAAAAGUGGUGUAAACAUGUUAGAUUGGUUAGUGUCUAUGGACCUACUGAAACAACUGUUUGUGCAUCUAUACUAGUUUGUAAUGAUUUGUUGUUGAAUAGACAAGAACAAGAAAAUAUAAUCAUUCCAAUUGGAGAUGCAGUUCCAAAUACUAGUAUUUAUUUGGUUGCUUCAAAAGAUGACGACGAGAAAGAGGAAGAUGAUAGUGGUGAAUUAGUACAACUGACAAAGAUUGGAGAUCAAGGAGAGAUUUAUAUUGGAGGUGUUGGAGUUGCAAUAGGGUACUUUGGAAAGGAUGAUUUAACAAGGAAGAGAUUUGUAGAGAAUACAUUUGCAAAGGAUGGUAGCAAGAUGUAUAGGACUGGAGACUGGGGUCGUUUAUUGGCAAAUUCAGAGAUUGAAUUUAGAGGUAGAAUGGACAAUCAAAUCAAAUUAAAUGGUCAAAGAAUCGAAUUGGAGGAAAUAUCAAAGCAAUUGGAUUUACACCCAUUGGUACAUCAAUCUAUUGUUGAUGUUAAAUCAAUUAAUGGUCAAUCUACUUUGAUUGCUUAUUUAAUUUUAAAUCAACAACAACAACAACAACAACAACGACUACAAUGUCCUCAUUUAAAAGAGGAUUUAACAAAUUAUUUAAACAAAAAGUUACCAAUCUAUAUGAUCCCCAAUCAUUUUAUGGUGUUGGAUAAAUUCCCAAUCAAUGCAAAUGAAAAGAUUGAUAGAUCUGCAUUACCCAUUCCAACAAUAUUUAUAUCCUCCUCCUCCUCCCCUUCUUCUUCUCAUUUAAAUCAAACCGAAACCAAAUUAAAACAAAUAUUAGAAGGAAUCAUGUUGAUAUUGAUUAGAGUUGAAGAUGAUUUAAUUUCUUUGGGAUUAAAAUCAAUCCAUUCUAUUCGAUUUAUUGAAACAUUAAGAGACCAAGGAAUCUUUAUUACACCAAAAAUAAUCUAUACUUUUAAAAGUAUCACCCAAAUAUCCAAUUAUAUAGAUACAUCUCAUCCAAAUAUCGACCAAUAUGAAGAACAAUAUUCCGAAUCAGUUGCCAACUUGAAAUCAAUUUCUCAACUAUUUUUAAAUACUAUUAUCAAUCAACCACAACGACAAUCACCACAACUAAAUCUUGGACAAGCCCAAAAAGGUUAUAUUUUAAUUACUGGAUGCACAGGAACCAUUGGUUAUCAUAUUUUUCAAAAUAUGGUCAUUUCAUUCUCUGAUUAUAAAUUGGUAUUUUUGGUUCGAGAUGUUGACAGAGCCACUCAAUUACUGAUCCAAAAAGAUCAACUUGGUUUUGACAAGGAUAGCGUUUUAUUUAUACAAGGAGAUUUAUCACAACCAAAUUUUAAUCUUGAUCAAACUGAAUAUGAAAUGUUGGUUCAAGGUGUACAUUAUAUUAUUCAUUGUGCAGCUAAAGUAAAUAUGAUUAUGACAUUGGAUGAAUCAAUAUCAGACAAUGUAGAAGCAAUGAAAAAUAUGAUUAUCUUUUCAAAGCAAUGUCAUGUUUUAAAGAAAUUACAUUACAUGUCUACCAUGUCAACUAUAUUAUCAACUAGUUUGAAAUGGGGGGAGCUUCAAAACAAAGGAUUCAUUCAACUUGAAGAGGAAGAGCCAUUGGAUUGUACAGACUCUACGAUAAUCUAUGGUGGUUAUGCACAAUCAAAGUGGAUAUGCGAAUAUCUAUUGAUCAACACACAACUACCAUAUACUAUUCAUAGACCAGCAAUGAUUAUGGAUACAACCAAUCGAACAACAAAUUAUUUGGAUGACUUUGUUGCAAUUUGUAAAUCUAUUGGACGUUAUCCAAACCUUCCAAAUUUCAUUCAAACUGAUCAUACCCCCAUACUUGCAUUUGUUAAACAAUUUUUAGAAAAUAUCAUCCCAACUACCACAACAACAACAGCACAUUCGAGUAUCUACCAUUACUACAACUCUUCAUUUCCAUUAACUAGUGGGUUCAUUGGAUCUCAACCUUUUCCAUCAAUACAAGUUAAAGAAUGGAGGAAAUUAAUUUUAAACCAAGACUAUAGUCAAUUCAAGUGCUCACCAAUUGGCAAUCCAUUAGGUUUCAUUCGAUACCUUUCCUUUUUAAACCAGGAUGACCUAAAAUUAUUUACAAUGAUUUUGUUCCCAGGUAAUUUUAGAUUCAAUAAUAAUAAUAAUAAACAACUACAACCACCAUCAUGA
Messenger RNA from Cavenderia fasciculata, 3237 nucleotides. RefSeq lists its product as uncharacterized. NCBI's taxonomy places the organism in Eukaryota, Evosea, Eumycetozoa, Acytosteliales, Cavenderiaceae. Bases 1 to 3237 code for a protein of 1078 amino acids. The record is from RefSeq and is a predicted model, not a curated record. The transcript is spliced from 2 exons.